Molecule: messenger RNA, 1392 nt
Organism: Cucurbita moschata (crookneck pumpkin)
Lineage: Eukaryota; Viridiplantae; Streptophyta; Magnoliopsida; Cucurbitales; Cucurbitaceae
Product: guanine nucleotide-binding protein subunit gamma 3-like
Exons: 5
Coding region: 234-995 (253 amino acids)
Biological process (GO): G protein-coupled receptor signaling pathway
Source: RefSeq, a predicted model, not a curated record
CCUCCUCCUCACUAUCUUUUCUUAAUUUGCUUCCCCUUCGUACAGCUCCAUCCAUCAUUUUCCGCUUCUCACUAUUUUCUCUACUGCAACUUCUGGUGUUUCAUAACUGUACUUGGUACCAGAAGUGACAACACACUAUUCUCUUUCCCUUAUGUUUACUUGAUUUGUGCCCUGUCACUGCUUGCUUUCCCAUUUCUGUAAUUCACCUCCUGCACUCUUCCUUGCUUCCCCCAAUGGCUACUCCUACUCGCCCAGCUUCCUCUUCUUCAAUUCCAUCUCUCCCGCCCCCAUAUCCCAAGUCGCCUCCUCAGUAUCCAGAUUUGUAUGGAAAGCGCCGACAAGCUGCCAAGGUUCAGAUGCUCGAGAGGGAGAUUGGUUUCCUCGAGGAAGAAUUGAAGUCUACCGAAGGCCUUCCACCUGCUUCUAGAUGCUGCAAAGAGGUAGCUGACCAUGUGAUCGCCAACUCAGAUCCCUUGAUACCAACAUACAAGAAGCAUCGCCGCAGAUGUCAAUUUUGGAAAUGGCUCUGUGGAUUCCCCUGUUGUAAAUUAUCCUGGAUUUGCUGUUGCUGUUAUGCUGGAUGCUCGAUCCAUCUUGAAAUCCCACCCUGCUGCAACUGUAAUAAUCCAUGUAAAUGCCUAUCGUGUGGCAGCUGUAAAUUACCCAAGUGGCAGUGUUGCAGCGGGUGUGGGCAGUGUGGGAAUUGUUUCACUUGUCCAACGCUACCCCGAUGCUCGUGCUGUUGUCCAACGCUACCCGGAUGCUCGUGCUGUUGUCCAACCGUCUCAUGCAGCCAAUGUUGUAGCGGUUGUUCAUUACCUUCCUGCUCCUGCCUUGAAUGCCCUUGCUGUGAAUGCAAAUGCAAAUGCAAAUGCUCAUUAGGAAAAUGUCCAAAAAUACAACCUUGUUGCUGUUUUGGUAGCAGCAGCAGAGGCUGUUGUGGGUGUGGGUGUACUGGAAAUUGCUGCUGUAAUCCAUGCCAUUUGUGUUGCUAGCCAGAGACCACUGCUCACUCCCUUAGUUUAUCUGUAUCUCUUUGGGAAGCUUCGAGCAGUUCAGUUAGGGAAUGUGAAGCAGUCCCGAGAAUGUAAAAACUAAGGUACAGUGUUCGCUGAGGAAGUUAGUGGGCGAGACAAAAAUGCUUAGCAACUGAGCUGUAACUGUAACUGCAACAACAGUGAGAAGAAGGAAGCAUCCUAAGCUCCUCGCCUGCACAAACUGGGAGAGGGUCAGCUCAGGUCCAUAAAAGCGUCAGUUUGAGAAGGAAGGGGCGGUCCCAUGCCACUGCCACUGCCACUGCAAUAUCAUAAUAAUCAAUUUUUUUUACCAAAACAGUAUUAGUUGAUUGUAGAGGCCGUUUCUGGAUGAAUGAAAUCAAUAAUAUUCAAGACU